AUGCACCACCUCCCAGAUUUAGCUCAAUUUAAGAAAUUACUUGAUAAAUUUGAUACUUUCUUAUUCGAUUGCGAUGGUGUCCUUUGGAGGGGGAAUGAACUUAUCCCAGGAAGUAAAGAAUUCGUUGAUAAGAUUAGAAAAGCCGGAAAGGAUGUCAUCUUUGUUACAAAUAACGCUUCAAACAGUCGUAAUCAAUAUAAGCAAAAAUUUGAUCAACUUGGUUUUAAAGUUGAUGUUGAUGAGAUAUUUAGCAGUGCAUACGCAUCUGCUGUCUAUCUCAAAUACAAUCUAAAGUUCCCUUCCGAUAAGAAGGUUUUCGUCGUUGGUAUGUCUGGAUUAGAGGAGGAAUUAGAUAGCGAAGGUAUAAAGCGUAUUGGUGGCACUGAUCCAGCCUACAAUAAACUCGCGCCUCAUGUCAACUUUAAAGAGAUUAAACAGAACCUCGAUAAGGAUGUUGGUGCUGUUAUCGCUGGUUUUGAUAUCAUGCUCAACUAUACAAAGUUAUCUUACGCGCACUCAUACCUCACCAGCCCAGAGCAUGAUGUUAAGUUUAUCUUCACUAAUGAUGAUUCCACGUUCCCUCAAGCGUGUGGAGUGUUCCCUGGUAGCGGUGCAAUGAGCUCACCUUUGGCAGUGUCUUCUAAGCGCACUCCAAUCGUCGUUGGUAAACCUAAUGCACCAAUGCUUGAGUGUAUUCUCAAGAAGAAGCAACUUAAACCAGAGCGAACACUGAUGAUUGGUGAUAGAUUGAAUACUGAUAUUGCUUUUGGGCAGCAUGGUAACGUCAAGACAAUGUUAGUACUCUCUGGGGUUUGCAAGAAAGAAGAUAUAAUUGGUGAGGGUAUAUACCCAGAUUACAUAGCACAUUCACUUGGACAUAUACAUUAA
Molecule: messenger RNA, 888 nt
Organism: Wallemia ichthyophaga EXF-994
Lineage: Eukaryota; Fungi; Basidiomycota; Wallemiomycetes; Wallemiales; Wallemiaceae
Product: 4-nitrophenylphosphatase
Exons: 2
Coding region: 1-888 (295 amino acids)
Molecular function (GO): alkaline phosphatase activity; phosphoglycolate phosphatase activity
Source: RefSeq, a predicted model, not a curated record